Molecule: messenger RNA, 2685 nt
Organism: Xenia sp. Carnegie-2017
Lineage: Eukaryota; Metazoa; Cnidaria; Anthozoa; Malacalcyonacea; Xeniidae
Product: chondroitin sulfate synthase 1-like
Exons: 2
Coding region: 342-2618 (758 amino acids)
Cellular component (GO): Golgi cisterna membrane
Molecular function (GO): glucuronosyl-N-acetylgalactosaminyl-proteoglycan 4-beta-N-acetylgalactosaminyltransferase activity
Source: RefSeq, a predicted model, not a curated record
CCCGAAGCCAAACGGCUCAUCGUUAAUAUACAGUCAAAAGAAAAAGAAACUAGAUAGUCUAGCCUCGAGUCUAACAAGCACUAUAUUGACGGUUGACCCGUAGCGAUCAAGAAUGGACACAUGAGGAACCACCUGCGAUCUGUCAUUUACGCUGUGACAUACUUGGAAAGCAUCAAGGCUAAAAUUAAGCAGCCAUCAAAAUCCCACAAUAAGUUAUAUGAAAUCUUGCUUCGCGCAACAUUAUGAAGACGAAGAAAAAGUGUACACGCCAAAGACACUUUGCGAUGAGUCACAGAAAUGCGCUUGAAAUUUAAUACGUUUCAAAAGUUGUGAAUACAUCGAUGCGCGGUUUGAAGAAAGUAAACAUGGGAAUCAAAAGAUUUCUGGCAAGCAAUCGCGCAUUUUGUAGCAGAAUUAUAAUAUUUGCUCUUGGAUCUUUGACUGGAUUUCAUGUAUCAAAUUGGCUGCAAAUUUCAUUUGAUUAUCGCACGGCAGUAAAUCGGUGUGUGACAAUCAAACGGAUUGUGUUUGACGAAGACGCAAUGUUUGAGCGGCCACGUCAGCUAGCUGAUGAAUUUACUACCAAACAGUUGAUAUAUAUCGGUGUUAUGACUGCGCAAAAGUUUCUAGACACAAGAGCAACAGUUGUUUAUAAUUCUUGGGGUAAAAACGUUCCAGGUAGAGUGACAUUUUUUGCUGGGAAUGAAACCAAUAGCAGUACAACGCCGAGUUCCCUACCUGUUGUAGCCCUAAAGGAUGUAGACGAUAGUUAUCCACCUCAACGCAAAUCAUUCAUGAUGCUUAAACACAUGUAUGAUAACUUUAUCGACGACUAUGAUUGGUUCAUGCGAUGUGACGACGAUGUGUACGUGCGAACAAAUAAGUUAGAAAAAAUGUUGCGUGGUUUUGACAGCUCGAUGGAUUUAUACAUUGGACAAGCAGGUCAAGGUUUGCCAAGGGAACGAGGACGCCUGGGCCUUGGGCCUAGUGAUAAUUUCUGUAUGGGUGGACCAGGAAUGGUGAUGAGUAAGAGUUUGUUGAAAAAACUGGGUCCGCAUUUGGAGUAUUGCUUGAAGAACAUGUUGUCGAAUCAUGAAGAUGUCGAAAUUGGCAGAUGCAUUAAAAGACAUGUCGGUGUUUCUUGUACAUGGGCAUUUGAGAUGCAAUGGACAUUUUACCAUAAUCAGAUCAAAACAAACGCAUUCCAUUGGGAUCUGGAAACGAACGCAAUAGAAAACGCUAUCACCUUGCAUCCUAUGAAGAACCCUGCGUACAUGUACCGCAUACACCUGCACUUCUCAAUACAAAAAUUGCUUGAAGUUCAACAUACCACUGCUAUGAAGAUAAACACUUUACAGAAUCUAAAUACGUUACGUGAAAAUGGUUUAGCAAAGAAAAGCAUCGUAAAGGUACGCAGCAAAAGAGAUUUGAAUCAACAUGUGCGUUUAAACAGCACACUGACAUGGGAACUUUUCAGUCCGAAAAAUUUAUACAGCAUCGAAUCCAGCUCAAAAAUGCCAAUUGCGUAUUCGAUCAAAAAAAGCAUUAACUCAGUUUUACGUCAAACAUUGGCUAAAAUAAACCUAGAAGCAAGAAAUGUAAUUCAUCGAGAAUUAGUUCUUUCUAAAAUGAAUCUAGGCUACGUUCGACUAUCACCAACUCAAGGCUUGCAAUACAUAUUCGACUUGCGCAUGGCAACGUAUCAACAUAUUGCCUUCAACAAACGCAAGCUACCUAUAAACGUGCAAUAUCAAGCACAUGUACAAAAUCCCUUUGGUAAUAUGAUCUAUACGUCACUUCCCACAAGCACGAGAGAUCUACCAACAGUGAAUAUAAUUUUGCCACUUGCUGGAAGGCUGGAGGCCUUUACAAGAUAUCUAGCUAAUUUUGAAAGAACGGUUCUUCUUACAAACGAAAAUGUAAAACUUUUAAUCGUAUAUUUUCAUGAGAAAGGAAACCCCACAAAACACAAACAAAUUUUGCAAAGUUAUAUCAACACGUAUCCUCGAUUUGAAGUCAAAUGGAAAACCGUGGACGGAAACUUUUCAAGAGGUCUGGCACUGCAGCUUGGAGUUGCGCAGUUUAGUGAUGACUCGUUGCUAUUCUUUUGUGAUGUCGAUCUCGCUUUUGAUAAGGAAUUCCUACAAAGAUGCCGACUCAACACAGCUCUGGGAAAGCGUGUCUUUUAUCCAAUAGUAUUCAGUCAGUUUAACCAAAACUUGUUAACAAAGAGUAAGCAGGAGGAAAGAUUCAAAAAGAGACAAGAGAAUGAGAUUUUCUACCCCAAUGAUUUUAAAGGGAACAACGGUUUUUGGAGACAGUAUGGUUUUGGCAUAAUGUGCGUCUAUGGUAAAGAUAUGAACACAAUUGGUGGUUUUGACUUAAAAAUCAAAGGCUGGGGAAUGGAAGAUGUUCUCUUAUACAAAAAGUUUUUAACAAUUAGAAAAUAUGACAUUCUUAGAGUACCAGAUCCAGGAUUGCUUCAUAUUUAUCAUCAGUCCAGUUGCUCGCCAGACUUGGAUCCUGUAAAGUUAAAAUCUUGUCAUAAUUCUGCGCUUUCCCAAUUGGCAAGCACUGAAUCUUUGGUAGAUUACAUGAAAAUAAAAAAAUACAUAUAGAAAACAAAUUUUGUCAAUACUAUUUAUUCUGCAAGAUGUUUUUUAAUACAAAUUUUGUAUUUAUAAA